AGUGGACACAUGUUAGCAUGGAAUCAUCGUCAGUCAUCAAUCGUUCACGAAGAAGGACACGAGUAAAGAGAAGCUGAUUUUCAAGUUGAAAAAAGGCCCAGAAUCAUAAAAAAUAACCUCAAAUUUCGCUCUAUUAAAAUCGCCUUCCAGUCGCUGCGUUGUCACACUCAGAGUGGGGAAGGUGCAUAGUGGGACGGGUCGUCAGGGAGGCGAGAGAGAGAGUCCUAGGGACAAUCGGUAAAGUCAAAGUGAAACAUCGAGCCGGCAAAGUGGGUUGCCAUGUCCCUCUUGCCCCGUCGAUUCGUCGUGACGAACGUAAAAUUCAUUCGCUCGGCUUUCCCUAGACGAUUAGCCGGUGCACCGGUGAUUGCCGAGUCACAAGUAUCAAGGCUGUUGGAUACCAGACGUUCGACAGGCUUUGGAGAUUCAUUUGUACGAGGAUUUGGCGUAUCUGCUGCUGCAAUGGCUAAGAUAAAGGCGGGACCUGUUGUUGACAUCCUGGGUGAUGAGAUGACCCGAAUAAUCUGGGACUCAAUAAAGAAUAAACUAAUCUUCCCCUACUUGGACAUUGAACUCCACACGUACGACUUGGGGAUCGAGCACCGGGACGCCACAUCCGACAAAGUCACCGUUGACUGCGCCGAGGCGAUAAAGAAAUACAACGUAGGCAUAAAAUGUGCAACAAUAACCCCAGACGAGAAGCGAGUCGAGGAGUUCAAGCUCAAGCAGAUGUGGAAGAGUCCCAAUGGAACAAUCAGGAACAUUUUGGGUGGAACGGUGUUCAGGGAGGCCAUCAUCUGCAAGAACAUUCCUCGUCUGGUGACUUGUUGGAACGAGCCGAUAAUUAUUGGCAGACAUGCCCAUGGUGAUCAGUACAAAGCAACUGAUUUUGUGGUACCUGGUGCUGGAAAACUCGAGAUCACUUGGACUGGCACUGAUGGCAACAAAAUUCAACAUACAGUUCACGAGUUCAAAGGGGCUGGAAUAGCUCAGGCACAGUUUAAUACCGAUGAGAGCAUCAGGGCAUUUGCCCACAGCUCACUUCAGUAUGCACUGUCCAGGAAGUAUCCUCUGUAUCUCUCCACCAAGAAUACUAUUCUGAAAAAAUACGAUGGAAGGUUCAAGGACAUCUUCCAGGAGAUCUACGAUGCCGAGUACAAGACGAAAUACGAAGCUGCCGGUAUUUGGUACGAGCAUCGCCUGAUCGACGACAUGGUGGCGUAUGCUAUGAAGUCAGAGGGCGGAUUCGUCUGGGCCUGCAAGAAUUACGAUGGAGACGUCCAGUCAGAUUCCGUUGCUCAGGGCUUUGGUUCUCUGGGGAUGAUGACCUCAGUCCUCAUCUGCCCAGAUGGUAAAACUGUCGAGGCUGAGGCAGCGCAUGGAACUGUCACUCGCCACUACAGGCAGUAUCAGCAGGGUAAGGAGACCUCCACCAAUCCCAUUGCCUCGAUAUUCGCCUGGAGUAGGGGUCUUCUUCAUCGUGCUGAAUUGGAUAAAAAUUCAGAGCUGAAAAAUUUUGCUGAGACACUCGAAAAAGUCUGUGUGAACACCAUCGAGGAUGGCUUCAUGACCAAGGAUCUUGCUAUUUGCAUCAAGGGAAUGAACAAUGUCACCAGGUCUGACUAUCUGGAAACAUUUGAGUUCAUGGACAAGCUCGCUGAUAAUUUAAAAAAACAACUGGGAAAGUAGGGGAAUUUCUGAUGAGUCGGUUGUAAUGGGGUCUACACAUUUUUAAUAAUUGUUCUAUUGUUCAUUUUCUACUUUCUAAUCGAUAUUUGCACUAAUGUAAGGAAUAAAAUUUGUAAAUUUCAUAUCAAGAAA
Molecule: messenger RNA, 1821 nt
Organism: Diachasmimorpha longicaudata
Lineage: Eukaryota; Metazoa; Arthropoda; Insecta; Hymenoptera; Braconidae
Gene: Idh
Product: isocitrate dehydrogenase [NADP] cytoplasmic
Exons: 4
Coding region: 280-1689 (469 amino acids)
Biological process (GO): isocitrate metabolic process; NADP+ metabolic process
Cellular component (GO): cytosol; mitochondrion; peroxisome
Molecular function (GO): magnesium ion binding; isocitrate dehydrogenase (NADP+) activity; NAD binding
Source: RefSeq, a predicted model, not a curated record